CGCUUGCAUCACCUCACUGCUCGCUUCAAAAUUCAAGUGGGCCUUUCUCGCUUCGUCUCUCCUCUACCGCAAACGAUCCAAAUACCCAGCCCUCUGCUUCAAAUGGGACUUUUCCGUUUCCUCAAUCGUCUACCCAAGUUGCCCAAAACCAUCAAGCAUCACUAUCUCAUUUGCAAUUUGAUUUGCCACGAUGAAAAUUCAUCUGGGUUCUCUUCCAGACAUAAUUCCUGUUCCCGAGUUGCCGGUUUUCAAAGAUACGUCCAUGGCGGGUUUGUGAAAACACAAGGCAUGAUGGAGGCCAAAGACAAAAGGCCAGAUGUUCUAAGCUGUCGUGUGGUUGAAGAUGCCGAAAAACUCUGCAAAAUACUAUCAAACCAUCGCGAUUCUUCUGGCGUUGAGUCUGCUCUAAAUUGUGCUGGGGUUGAGGUUUCGCCCGUGCUGGUUGUGGAAGUUUUGAAAAAGCUUAGCAAUGCUGGUGCUAUUGCUCUUUUCUUCUUUAGGUGGGCAGAGAAGCAAAAAGGAUUCAAAUAUACUACAGAAAGCUAUAAUGCUUUGAUUGAUGCUCUAGGGAAGAUCAAACAGUUCAAGAUGAUCUGGAAUUUGGUGGGUGACAUGAAGCACAAAGGUUUGUUGGCCAGAGAGACUUUUGCAUUGAUUUCUCGGAGGUACGCAAGAGUGAGGAAGGUUAAAGAAGCCAUAGAAACGUUUGAGAAGAUGCAAAAGUUUGGGAUGAGUCUGGAGGCGUCGGAUUAUAAUAGGUUGAUUGAUACAUUGUGCAAGUCCAGACAUGUCAAGAAUGCACAAGAGGUGUUUGAUAAAUGGAAAAGGAGAAAAUUUAUGCCUGAUAUCAAGUCGUAUACAAUUUUGUUAGAGGGUUGGGGUCAAGAGCAGAAUUUGCUUAGAUUGAAGGAGGUGUAUGGAGAAAUGAGGGACGAAGGGUUCCAGCCGGAUGUUGUGACUUAUGGAAUUAUCAUAAAUGCACAUUGUAAGGUUAGGAAGUAUGAUGAAGCAAUUGAAAUUUUUCGCGAGAUGGAAGAAAAAAAUUGCAAGCCUUCUCCUCACAUAUACUGCACUUUGAUUAAUGGAUUGGGGUCUGAGAAGAGAUUGAAUGAGGCUCUUGAAUUUUUUGAACAAUCCAAAACCAGAGGUUUCCCUCUAGAGAUACCCACUUAUAAUGCAGUUGUUGGAUCUUAUUGUUCCUCAAUGCGAAUCUAUGAUGCUUAUCGGAUGGUUGAUGAGAUGAGGAAGACUGGAGUUGGUCCAAAUUCUCGUACUUAUGAUAUAAUUCUUUAUCACUUGAUAAAGGCUCGAAGAACAAAAGAAGCCUACUUGGUUUUCCAAAAGAUGAAUGGUGAUCCAGGAUGUGCGCCAACCGUGAGUACCUAUGAGAUCAUGGUGAGGAUGUUUUGCAAUGAAGAGCGGGUGGAUAUGGCAUUAAAGGUAUGGGAUGAGAUGAAGGCCAAGGGGGUUCUUCCCGGAAUGCAUAUGUUCUCUACAUUGAUUAACUGCCUGUGCCAUGAGAACAAAUUGGAUGAUGCCUGUGAAUACUUUCAAGAAAUGUUGAAUAUGGGCAUCAGGCCUCCAUCCCAGAUGUUUAGUAGUCUGAAACAAGCUCUUCUUGAUGAGGGGAAGAUGGAUACUGUUCUAAUUUUGGGCAAGAAGCUUGAGAAACUGAGGAAAACGCCAUUAAUUGGCUGAGAGGAGAGACACUCUGCUGUUGUACAAUGACUUCUAUUAAGGUCUUCUGGGAGACCCAACUAGACAAAACGCUGCACCAUAAUUAAAAGAACCAAGCUCUGCAUAUGUUCUCAGCUUGAGUUAGAAACUAUGUUGUUUAAAUUGAGCCUCACCUUUACUGAGAUUGAGGAGAGUGGAGGUGAUGGUUGUGGGUGGGUUUAUGGGUGCAAAGAGGACCACUCCUUAUUGAGUAUUUUAUUCUCUACUUUUUCAGAGAAAGGUGAAAGUGAAUAUUUUUAGGAGCUUAUUGAUGUGCAUGUUAGAGUAUUAGUUCUUUAAUAUUUAUUAUACAUAAUGAAUCAAUGAUUAUAAUGUUUGGCUUGUCAAA
This is a messenger RNA of Malania oleifera, 2065 nucleotides long. Its product is annotated as pentatricopeptide repeat-containing protein At1g71060, mitochondrial. The record is from RefSeq and is a predicted model, not a curated record. The transcript has a single exon. Gene Ontology annotation, molecular function: protein binding. The coding region runs from base 103 to 1698 and encodes 531 amino acids. Lineage: Eukaryota; Viridiplantae; Streptophyta; Magnoliopsida; Santalales; Ximeniaceae.